AUGUGCGAUGGAAUGGUAGCGUUUCCGACGCGAGCCCCGUCCUCCUCCUCUUCCGCCUCCUCCUCUGUAGCCCACAGGCUGGCUGCCUCCACGCUUCUCCUCCUCCUUCUCCUGCUCCCUCAUGGCCACGCAUCAGGUUGUGUACGUCCACCCAGCGUGCAGCACGGAUUCCUGCUGAACCAGACUGAAUCCAACCGGGGCUCAUUUCCCCCCGGCUCCCUGCUAAUAUAUGGCUGUGAUCCUGGAUACACAGCCACUGGACCCACCACCAUCUUUUGUACCAGUUCUGGAGGCUGGUCCCAUCCGCCUCCAAGCUGCAUGAAAAUCAAUGUUUGUCCUCCACCCACCGAACCAGAGAAUGGAGGCUACCGCUGUCACCCGUCUCCCUGCCACCGUCUAAUCCAUAAAACAGUCAUCGAGUACUUUUGUGAUGAAGGUUACGCUCUGAAGGGAGAUUACAAUUUCCUCACCUGCAAGAAUGGAGAAUGGGACCGUCCCUUGCAGAUCAGCUGCAGACUGACACAAGACAAGGAGCCAAGCUCUCCAGUGCUUAUUCCAGCUCUAUACAUCAUGAUGUACACUGCUGUUCCUGUGGUUCUCAUCCUGCUUUUAGUGGUGCUGUUUGUUCUUGUACAGCCAAAACUCAAGUCCUUCCACCUCAACAGGAGGGAGCAGGGAGUCUCCGGCCAGCCCUGCUCCAUCAUGGUGGAGGGCGUCCAGGUGACUCUGCCCUCCUAUGAAGAGGCUGUGUAUGGAAGCAGUGGGGUCUGCAGUGCCCCUGGCCCUCCCCCCUCUCCUCCACCACCUGCAGGCCCUCCGGAGUCUCGAGUCCCAAUUGUACUCUCUGAGGGGCUUCCCCAGGGAGCCAUGGGAGGCCCGGACUCUAGCAGAACCCGCCACCACAGAGACUUGGACUUCUGUCUCCCAUCCACCUCGUCCUCUUCGUCAUCCUUCUCUUCCCGCCGCCAUGCAGAAACGGUGCUGGUUCAUCAGGCGCCCUCCUCAUCCUCCUGUUCUUCCUCAUCAUCAUGGGCUCGAGAGCACCCUGGGGGUGCAUGUGCAGGCCCCCUCCCUCUGCGUAGAGACUCUGAGAGCAGCGACCAGCACAGUCUGCUUUCCGUCACCUCUGCAGACGAGUUUUCUGAUGAUAUUCCCUUGCUGAAGGAAGCAUGAAGCCUGCUGGCCUGCUAUCAGGAUCAGCAGCACCUCUUUCCUGAUUUCUCCCGCUGGCCGAAACUGACUGUGGCUGUUAAACCUGCUUGCCCUGCCUCCCCCUCUCCCCCGAGCAGCCAGCAGAGAAUAGAUUAGAACAACACUCAUUCCCCAUUGCAAAAUGUCUGCCAUUGCCCGUGCAGAGAAAAGCCAACAACCGAUACCAACAAUGCAUCAAAAGCAAUGAUGAAGCACCACAGGACCCAGCGGCCGGAUCAAACCGAAGACGAGCGAGACAAACAAAGGUGCCAGCUCAACGUAAAUCCUGUAGAUCCUGUGAAUACAAGUAAAUCAAGUUACCAUUACCAUUGCCAUGCCUUUAACCCCGAAUAGUCGUAAGCAUUAGGCUUCCUCUGUGGAGACUAAACACACUUUGAUUCUAUACAGGAUUCCUGUGGGCACAAAAAAAAAGAACCCGGUGCGUUUUGGUUCCUGACACUCUGUGGCGCUCGGAACCCAGAAUUGUCUUCCUGUUGCACUUGAAAAGUUGCGAUCACGCCUGGAUUUAUCGCGGCCCUCUUUGCGAAUGCUGCAUGUUGUUUUUUUGGUUAUGCUGUCACAGCACAUUGGCCCACUGCGAGCAAAGCAUGAAGCCUCCUCUGUCGCUUGCCCUGUGUAUUCUGUCGGCGUCUAGCAAAUGGAUUAGCAAGAGUGACAGCCUCUUCACAACAGCUACGGGCUGGGUGAGGAGAUCCAGCGGCACCAUGUCACAGACCGGCUUCUUUCUUUUCUGUCGCCACCUGCAAACAGUCUCCCACAGAAGGCACUCCUUCUGGCACAUGAGUUUGAUUAGUUGUUGUUUUGGCAUCGGGACUGCUAAAGACAAAAAUAAAUUGAGUAUCGCUCUCCGUGAGCUGCAGAAAUCUUCUUCUGAUAUUGGCGAUUAGGCACACAACUAAACUCUGAAGUUAAAUCCUGAUAAAUUUUCCUCCCAUCGUAUUUAAUGUUUGUGUGUGGCUCUGCUUGCUUAGAGUUUCUGAAUCUGGGUGCAUGUUUGUGGGUGAGUGUGUUCAUUUUUAUAUUCAAGCCAGGCAGGAGAGGACAUGUGCUCGCACGAUAGGCCUCCAUACAGCCAUGUCCUGGUUUGUCUGUCUCCUGAUCAGAGGCGGCCUUCACAAUAUCCGUCUUCAUGGGAAAGUAUCUCACCCACCAUAGACAAGUCACAUGAACAAAUCAGCGUCACUUCAGGCAUCGGCUUGGCUACACAAUAUGUGUAUUAUUCGUCCACUCUAACGCUAGACUACUUAUUUCCUGCCGAAUGGCUGUAAAACACAAUUCUUAAAGGAACUGGCUCACGCCCGUUUUCACACUGAAGACUGUCCACUGUUGCGCGCCGUGGACACAGACUGCAACUGGUUGCAGUGAAAUAAGAAAAGCUUUGUUGUAUAGCACCCCACCCCCUUCACUGAUACCCUGCCUCCCCUCUAAUGCCAAGUGCAGAUUUAAGAGAGAAUGGUCUGGUUCUGUUGGAAGUAAUCGUUGUUCCUUCCUUGCUUCUUGAAAAGUUUGGUAGUUGAGCUGGUCACCGUGGAAACAGCAUGACUUGGACACGUCCCGAGGAAUACUUUUCAAGCUGAACUGGAUAAAAAAAAAAAACACACAACAUGUCCAACAAUGUGUGAUUAAUUUCUAUGUCCUCAGUUUUAUUUGGCAUUUGUGAUUUGUCAUUGUCAAACGGCUACAUUAUUAAUGCAAACAAAAUGUUGCCUUAGACUUACUUUUUUUAAUGUGUAAUCAUAAGCCUCCAAAUUGGUUGCUUUACAGUGCAACGUGUUGUUUUCCUGAUGGCCUUACUCUAUUCUUUUCUAUUCUAUGCAUAAAACUGUCUUUCUAUUUAUCAAUGAGUUUACUUUUGUUGUGGGCACGACUAAACGAAUGUCCAUUCUUUUGUUUUCCCCGAGCUUCUCCGGCUACUGUGACGAUGAUAAUGAUGAUGAUAGUGAACUUAUAAAUACAAACAUUUCAGUUUUCCCCAGCCUCUCUUUUGCUGCAAGGCAUUACAUUAAAACCGAAUUGAGAUAAAAAACUUUAGGAAGCACCGUUGUACGGUGUGGAAUCCCUGAAAAUAACAGGUUAAAAAGUGAAGUCCACAUUUUGAUUCUUAAUUUCAACGCUUUAAGCUUUGGUAUUUUCCUCUGUACAUGGCAGUGGGUGUGAAGAUAGUAAUUUAAUAUUUGUAUAAAGUUUAAUUUAAUUUUACAGUGUGUAUAUAACUUUCUAAUUAAAGCUUUCUUUUAAAUGUGGAAGA
Menidia menidia (Atlantic silverside) is the source of this 3460-nucleotide messenger RNA. The record is from the annotation of a GenBank genome assembly. NCBI's taxonomy places the organism in Eukaryota, Metazoa, Chordata, Actinopteri, Atheriniformes, Atherinopsidae.